Talaromyces stipitatus ATCC 10500 is the source of this 654-nucleotide messenger RNA. RefSeq lists its product as uncharacterized. The coding region runs from base 1 to 654 and encodes 217 amino acids. Gene Ontology annotation, molecular function: transmembrane transporter activity. Gene Ontology annotation, biological process: transmembrane transport. The transcript has 5 exons. Gene Ontology annotation, cellular component: membrane. Lineage: Eukaryota; Fungi; Ascomycota; Eurotiomycetes; Eurotiales; Trichocomaceae. The record is from RefSeq and is a predicted model, not a curated record.
AUGAGAAACGACAGAGAUAUAGCAUGGGAUAUCGAUGAAGCCAUCGAGAUGAGGGGCGGCUCGCGAGCUAAGUCCGUUGCUGAGCGCGACAAUGCGGACCUCAACCGCCUUGGUAAGAAGCAGGUGAUAAAGCGAAACUUCGGUUUCAUGUCAAUGCUUGGCUUCAGUUGUACGGUCAUGAUUACAUGGGAAGGCGAACUAUUGCUGUUCGACGACAACUUUGCUAAUGGUGGCUAUGCUGGCUCGGUUUAUGGCUACAUUAUUGUUUGGAUUGGUACGCUCUGUGUGUUUGCAACCAUGGGCGAAUUGGCAUCUAUGGCUCCAACUAGCGGUGGACAAUACCAUUGGGUCUCGAUGUUGUCGCCGCCAAAAGUGCAAAAACUUCUCAGUUACGUUAUCGGUUGGUUAAUGGUCGUUGGCUGGCAGGCAGCAGCGGCAUCAGAAGGAUAUCUCGUGGGAUCCCUUAUUCAGGGCAUGAUAAUCAUGAACAAUGGAGAGUACUCCCCUCAACCUUACCAAGGCACUCUAUUAUUAUGGGCAUCUAUCUUUUUCGCUGUCUUUAUCAACUCUGUAUUGAGCAGCGCUCUACCCAAGAUCGAAGGCCUACUGCUUAUUCUGCAUGUGCUUGGAUUCUUUGCAAUUCUCAUCCCAUAG